UGCGAUCUUCUCGUGUCCCCUCCAUCCGAUCCACUGCCUGUUCUUUGCCAUCCCAUCUGCUUCCUCUUUCCUGGCUGCCCCUCGUACCCCGCCGCCGCCGCCGCCGUCUCCAACUCUCUCGCCAUCCGAUCUCCGCUUUUGGGCUACAUCUCCCCUUCUAACACUAUCCGCCCUCUUGCAGUCAUGUCGGAGGCCCCUCCGCUUCGCAAAGAGCACUUUGAGGCUCCCUCUGCCCACGGCGAACCCUCUUCCCUGCACCCAAGCCCCAACCCAAAGGCCGCCUCAGGCACCUCCACAAAGUCGCCUCCGCCGUCCAGAUCCGGCUCCAGCGCCUCUCUGCCGUCGCUGAAAUCCAUGAUGGGCCACUCCGGAACCCACUCGCAGUUUUCCCAGUCCAACAAGCUGCCCCCUAUCCACCACGGCUCUCCACACCCGCCGUCGGCGCCACAGCCAGCCAGUCUGCCUGCGAACGGCGAUGGUCCAGAUCGCAGCAUCCAUCUGGAUCGUCGGCAUCGAGACGAUCCCAGUUCAAAUCCCAACCAACCCCCAACACUGGCUCCCCGGAUAUCGCCCUCGACUUCUCCCCCAUAUCCCGUCCCGCUACCGUCUAGCGGCCGAAAUUCCUCGGAAGAGUCUACGGCCACCAUCCCCGACACCUCAAAGCCGUCCUCCCAGCCUAUCGCGCUCUAUUCACCCGUGCCGAGUCCGGCAAUGUCCUCGCAUCCGCCGCCAAAGCCCACCCACGCCCAAGCACCCCACUAUUCGCCGUACGGCUACUCGCAUCUGCAGCCAAAGUCGCCCCACAUCGCCCCCGACAAGGCCGUAUCGAGCCCUCAGCCUUUCUACGGCGGGCACCCCGAGCCUUACUCGCACGCCCUCCCUCCUCCGCACCACCAGGAUCCAUCCAAGACUCCCGGCUAUCCCACCCCGACGCACGCGGCUCCGUCAGAGUCUUCAUCACGAUUACCGUCCGAUCCAAAUCAACGGCAUCAUUCCAAACACCACCAUCACCAUCAUCCAUCGCAUCGUCGUGAUCCAAACUACCCCUCCACCUCCAAUUCAAACCAGAUCCCGAUCGCCCCGCAGCAUCCCGUCACGCCUCAGCAUUUGAUCAACUCAUGGGCUCGCCCGCCGCAAUCGCCACAUCCGCACCCGCACCCGCACCCACCACCGAUCGCUCCUUCACCCACGAUCGGCCCCUCCAAGGCCGCCGUCACAAAGACACCGAUUCUGGGGCCUUCGCCUGGCAACUCGACUCCAACUAACUACAACGGAAGGUGGUCGAUCGUCGAGUGCCCGCAAAUCGUCAAGGGUACUGAAUGCUCGCUCGCCAAGCAGGAGAUUGAACACGAGCACGUCGAAUUCAAAUGUCCGCUCUGCGACAUCACCAUCAUUUGCAUGUCCAUCACCGUGUCGUCCGAAGAUUGCCGCAGCAAGCUCAUCGACCUGGACCAGUGCCAGCAGACCGAUCUGAACUAUCGCUGCGAGGUCAUUCACCAUCUGCUCAAGGAUCACACCGAGCGCGAUCGCUUCGUCUGUCCCAUCCCAGAGCCAGGCAGCAAAAAGUGUACCGAGCGACUCAGUGGCGAGAACGGCGUGCGCGAGCACCUGAGAAGUCGGAUACACAAGAGUCUGUGCGCCCCGCUGUUCAAGUGCAAUAUCGGAGGAUGCAGAUCGCAAAAUUCCUCCACAGGUUACUCGGGGCAUCGUUGGGACAACUUUCGCGACCACCUCAAGAACAAACACAAGAUCGAGUUUCCUCGCAAACGCUCCCUGGACAACGACGAUGCCGUGUUCUCGCGGCCCGGUGAAGUCUAUGGCCGCAAGCGAAUCAACAUGGGCGAUGGCACGGGGCAACCCAGUGAAUGGGAGGACUCCCCCCUUACCCUGCGCCCAGGUCUUGAGUCGCCCAUGUAUUCGCGCACACCGAACAACCCGAACGUGCGCGACAUGGGCAACCCGCAGGAUCUUCUUGGCUCGCCGUACGUCGGCGCCCGUUCGAUCAAGUCGCCCUAUGUCCACUCAAUGCCGCCCACAUCUCACGGCCGAUCCUUCCCCACUGUCGAGCUCCCGCCCUCGAUCUUGCAGACCACCAGUCCCGGUAUGAGACCCAAGUCCACGCCAACGAGCGGGAUGAUGCCCAGUACACCCAGUGGCCUGCAGCCCUACAGCCCCAGUCUCUAUCCCACACGGCCUCCAAGCGUUGCAAGCCCCAAGGUGAAUGGCAUUGGUGCACAGCACCUGGGCCUCGUCUACUCCCCCGUUGUGCAGCCCGAGUUUGAGAGCUACCACUCACCCGGGCUGCGCCCCGCCAACAUCCCACAACCCGCUGCCCACCACCUCUCGCACAUGCCGAGUGGCGGACCCGACGGAAUGACAAGCAUGCCGCUUCGAACCACCGCGAUGAGCAUUUCUACCAGCUCUGUAUCCCUGCCGCUGUAUGGGCCCGGGGUCGUGGCGACUGGACCGGUCUAUGCGGCCGCACCCAGAGCCAAGUGCGCGGCUUGCAGCCGUAGCGUUGAUCCGUUUCAGCGCGACCAGUGCACGUUUGUGGACUCGCUUGUGUACUGCAUACCUUGUUUUCAGCAACGGCAUGGCCGCUGGAAAACGAGCCAGGAUCUUCCGUGCUACCGCUGCCGAAUCUGCCGCGAAGUUGCCGAGCUCCCUGCCGAUGGAGAGCUUUCUGUGUCGCAGCCCAAGACCCUGUCGCAACCGCGCCCACAAUCCCAGAGCGAAUUUCAGCCACAGUCUCAGUCACAGUCUCAGUCACAGUCUCAGUCACAAUCUCAGUCACAAUCUCAGUCGCAGCCCGAUCCGCCGUUGCAGUCACAGGCUGAUGCCCCGGCACAGUCCCAGUCGUCGACCAGGCCUCUCGAGCCCACACCGGAACAGGAUGGCAAAGCACUGCGGGAAGUCUCAAUCAAAGCAGAAAAAGAGUCCGAGCCAGCACACCGCUCUGCAGCGCCGAGUCGCUCCUCAACCCCCGAAACGCCCCUUGAUUCUGCUCCAGCAACGUCAUCGCGCUCGCCAAACACUCUGCCCUCGCCCAUUCUGCCCACCAACGGUCGCCCGGCCCCAGCCACGCAGUUUUUGUGCGUGACCUGCAACGACGUGACCGAGUUUGAGUACGUGGGGCUGCGUUCACAGGUGGCCCCGGAUCUGCUCAAGCGCCUGGGUCGCUACAAUCCGUUUGUUUAUCGAUGCGAAGGAUGCCGCGACCUUUGGAUCUGGAGGCAACUCGAUCCGCUGCUCCUCUCUGCUCUCGGCGAGGACAGGCAAGCGGGUGCGGCUCGCAGCGCCUUGACCCAUGCGACCGAUCGCAAGCUCGCAGACUUUGAGGCCUGGGCCAAAUCGAUAGGACAAGCCAUGGUGAUGGAGCAAUGGUGUCAGCGCUGCAGCCGCAUUCAGUCCUGGGAAAAGGUUGGCCGGCGCGGACAGGAAGACGGCGAAAUCUGUGGCGAUGUCGAAACCCGAGUGACACGCAACGGCUCGGGCAAUACUGCCAAAGCAUCGAGGAGUACGCCUGCGCCGUCGUCAGCUGCCUUUGCGUCCCGCUCGCCUUCUGAAGCCGCAGCGGCGCCGGACGACCAGGGCCGCAUGGAUUGCGACCCGGCAGCCGCGUCGCCUCCAGUCACCGUCCACUUUGAGAAUGGAUCUAGCGAUGUCUCGCUGCCGAGUCAAGAGCCCCGGCCGGAACAGCCCCGAACGACGCAAUGGCUCAUCUGGAACUACGACCGCUCGGAUGGCCUGCAAGUGGGCUUUACGAGCGUGACCAAGUUAUAGGACCGGUGUGCGGGUGGAAGUACUCUCCCCCUCUCCUCCCCAACUCGAAAUUGUGGCCGCUGACCCUCCCCACGUUUGGUCCAGCCAA
Polychytrium aggregatum is the source of this 3871-nucleotide messenger RNA. RefSeq lists its product as uncharacterized. Bases 184 to 3783 code for a protein of 1199 amino acids. The record is from RefSeq and is a predicted model, not a curated record. Lineage: Eukaryota; Fungi; Chytridiomycota; Chytridiomycetes; Polychytriales. The transcript is spliced from 6 exons.